Toxotes jaculatrix (banded archerfish) is the source of this 978-nucleotide messenger RNA. It is a transcript of the gene dnaaf6, whose product is annotated as dynein axonemal assembly factor 6. Gene Ontology annotation, molecular function: dynein intermediate chain binding; protein-folding chaperone binding. The coding region runs from base 75 to 659 and encodes 194 amino acids. The transcript is spliced from 6 exons. Gene Ontology annotation, biological process: axonemal dynein complex assembly; flagellated sperm motility. The record is from RefSeq and is a predicted model, not a curated record. Gene Ontology annotation, cellular component: cytoplasm. NCBI's taxonomy places the organism in Eukaryota, Metazoa, Chordata, Actinopteri, Toxotidae.
CGUUUACAUAUUUAACUGUCGCGGUUUCGAGGUUUACCUUUUUCUUAACGGAGCGUUGAUUCGUGCUGUUCUGAAUGGAGUGUCUCGGAGUAUCAUCUGCUCAGAACCUACAGGCUCUGUCUGCCUUAUUAUCAGCUCAGCAGGAUGAUGAUGACGAUGAUGAAGAAAGCAAAAAUGUGACAGCCUUUGCACAGCUGGGUCCUGGACACAUUGGCCCUCCACCCAAAAAAGAUAAAGAAGUGUUAACUGCCUUUGAGAAGAAGAACAGCAAAGACAUCUGGAGCGAGGAAGAGGUGGCUGAGGGCUCCCAGUACGAUGAUCUGGCUGACACACGGCCACAGCCUGAGUAUGAAGUAAUCCUGAAGCAGAGUGUGGGGACAGAGGAUCUCUUCCUGGGCUUGAGUGGAAAGGACCCCUCCUCCAUGUGCUGCGAAGCCAUGCUGGUGAAAAUCAAACUGCCAGACACCAAAGCAACAGAUGUGGUCCUGGAUGUAAAAGAGAAGUUCCUUGAUCUACGGACACCAAAAUAUAAACUGGGUCUCCAUCUCCCGCAUCCCAUCCACCGCCAGGAGGGCAAGGCUCAGUUCUUCAGUGAGAGAGACGAACUGGAGGUGACUCUGUUACUGAAACGCUCCAUGGAUUUUAUCAACAUGCAAUAAGACAACAGUAUUCAAAGGAAAUAGAAAACAGUGGAGAUCAUACAUACUGCCUUGUUUAUGGGUUAAGGAAAAAAGGGAUAGAUAGAGAAAUGAUCAGUACAAAGCCUGAGUAUUUCCUGAAAUUCAUCUUAUGUGAGCACAUGUUAAUACUACAUGUGUCACAGCUGAUUCUUUGAGUAUAGAGAUAUGUUUUUUUAAUAAAUAUUUGUCUUUUUAUGUGAUUAGAUAAUACAUACAGAUCAUUUUUUAAUUUUUUACUAAACAUAAUUGAAAUCACAGCCAUACUGACCUGCAAGGGGGCCAUGGGGCAGAAAUGAGC